This is a messenger RNA of Diaporthe citri, 1527 nucleotides long. RefSeq lists its product as uncharacterized. The transcript has a single exon. Bases 1 to 1527 code for a protein of 508 amino acids. The record is from RefSeq and is a predicted model, not a curated record. Lineage: Eukaryota; Fungi; Ascomycota; Sordariomycetes; Diaporthales; Diaporthaceae.
AUGGCAGAACUUGGGGCUGGUGCUACGGUCGCAGGCCUGGCGCUUGCAGUCCCCGGUAUCAUCGACCUAAUUAUCAAGUACGGUGAAUGGAUACGGGAUCGCUACGAAACCUUCAAAACCCCAGAGCCGGUUUGGAAGGAGCUGGCGGUCUUUGGAGCGAGUUUGGCAGAUGGCAGACUACGCAGUCAACUACUCUUAGCAAGAGCCCAUUGGUUGCGAGAAGAUUGUGAUCCAGCGUUGAAGAAGUCGCUGGAAGAUGCCAUUGAUCUUCUCCACGAUGAUGUGGUCAAAGCGAACAGAGCUUCCGAAAAGUAUGCAACUCACGGUUUCGGAGCACGUAUUGGUUUUGCGUUAUAUGGGGAAAGAAAGUGCAAAGCUCUCAAUGAUGCCUUGCAGGGACACCAGCGAGAGCUUUCGGAUCUUCUCAUACUCAAAGACAUUGAAUCAAGGAUGAUUCCCAACUCAUUUCUUCUCGACCAAUCCAGGUUUCGACUCAAUAGUCGUCAUGGGUUCGUCAAAGUGCCUUAUACAUCUAGCCUAUUUAUCGCCAAGGCAGAGUACAAGGAAGACCCGAACGAAGCAGCCAUCCGAAAUGUGAUGGUCCUCGUAGAGAGGAAAGACGGAAACUUGGCGGGCAUCUCCUCGUAUCUUCAGACCCGACUUUCAGACAACCAUAGCGACCGAAGAACUGGCGUAUUGAGAUGCCUUGGAUAUCACUUGAAACCAGAUCAGGAGCUCAUUUUUGAGUUGCCAGAUGGCGCGGAUAACCCUCAGACCCUCCAAACCAUCAUUGCUUCCGACCAAGGGCAUUCUCAUCACCCUCUGGACUUUCGUUUCCGUCUCUGUCGCCAAUUAGCGGAAGCUGUUCUAGGCGUCUGCUCGGUGGGUCUAGUGCACAAGAACAUCAGAACAGAUACCAUCCUGAUCGUCCAGAGGCAGGCUCAGUCGAACGCAAGUCACAUACUGGACAAGAUUGGGUUUGGAGACAUGUUUCUCACUGAUUGGCAUCUUCUGAGAAGUCACGACGGUCUCACAACAGGAGCAAGUUCGCGGGACCAGGAAGAUUGGACCAAGGACAUGUACCGACACCCCGGCCGUCAAGGACUUCAGAAGCUCGAGGAGAGGUACAACAUUGGCCAUGAUAUCUACAGCCUUGGUGUCUGUCUUUUGGAGAUAGGUUUAUGGAGUGUGUUCGUCGAAGGCCGUACAGCAGACGGCCGUCCGCGUGUGUCUGGUUUCUUUCGAGCUGCGGCCAAGUUGGAUAGCGACCCGGAUCCAGAGGCGAAGUUACAGAGCAUAUUGAGAACUCCCGAAGCUAUCCGAAAUGUUCUGAUCCUCUUAGCCCAACAGCAGCUUCCAUCCCGCAUGGGCCUCAGCUUCACGAGGCUUGUCGUCUCUUGCCUGAAGGGCCUUGAUUUUCCCAGCGGUUUCGGGGCGGAAGUUAAAUUUAGAGAGAUGAACAAAACGGAGCAGGCGGUUGCUUUCAAGAAUGUUGUUCUUUCUUACUUCAACGACCUGUUUCUGUAA